Molecule: messenger RNA, 9011 nt
Organism: Chiroxiphia lanceolata (lance-tailed manakin)
Lineage: Eukaryota; Metazoa; Chordata; Aves; Passeriformes; Pipridae
Gene: ATP2B4
Product: ATPase plasma membrane Ca2+ transporting 4
Exons: 22
Coding region: 381-4097 (1238 amino acids)
Biological process (GO): calcium ion transmembrane transport; regulation of cytosolic calcium ion concentration
Cellular component (GO): membrane; intracellular membrane-bounded organelle
Molecular function (GO): ATP hydrolysis activity; ATP binding; PDZ domain binding
Source: RefSeq, a predicted model, not a curated record
GGCCCGGCCCCGCACGGCCCCGCACGGCACGGGGGUUGCCAUGACAAGCAUUUUCUCCCGUUAGCUCCGGGACCGUUCCCCCUCCAUCCCAUGGCCAGCCGGGGGGGCUCCGCCGCCAGCCGGGCGCCGCGGGAGCUGAGCCGCUCCAGUUGCUGUGGUAUCCAGGGAGCCCUCCUCCUUCUGCAGGAGAUGCACGCUGGUCGUUGCUAAGGUCGCCUCCGCGGUAACAUGCACAUCCUGUUUACACCUCUAUCCGGAGAAGUUGGGCUCGGUUAGAGGCACCUGCUCCCCCAGGGAAGGGGCCGCAGGGAGCGUCCCCCCCACCCCACCCCGCCGGACCCUCGAGGGAGCCGCGAGCCGGCGUCGGCAUCACCGGCACCAUGACGAACAACGUGACCGACCACCACCCCGGGAACUCGGUCGCCGAAGGCAACCAUGAGGGGGACUUCGGGUGCUCCAUGGUGGAGCUCAGGAACCUCAUGGAGCUGCGGAGCGCCGAGGCGGUGGCCCGGCUCAACGACUCCUACGGCGGCGUGCAGAACGUCUGCAAGAGGCUCAAGACGUCGCCCGUCGAAGGCCUGUCCGGGAACCCGACCGACCUGGAGAAGAGGCGGCAGGUCUUCGGCCAGAACUUCAUCCCUCCCAAAAAGGCCAAGACGUUCCUGCAGUUAGUGUGGGAGGCACUCCAGGACGUCACGCUGAUCAUCUUGGAAAUCGCAGCCAUAAUCUCCUUGGGCCUGUCCUUCUACCACCCCCCGGGUGGGGACAAUGAACUGUGCGGGCAGUCGACGGGCGGCGUGGAGGACGAGGGCGAGGCGCAGGCCGGCUGGAUCGAGGGGGCAGCCAUCCUGUUCUCCGUGAUCAUCGUGGUGCUGGUGACCGCCUUCAACGACUGGAGCAAGGAGAAGCAGUUCCGGGGCCUCCAGAGCCGCAUCGAGCAGGAGCAGAAGUUCACAGUGAUCCGCAAGGGGCAGGUGAUCCAGAUCCCGGUGGCCGAGAUCGUGGUGGGAGACAUCGCGCAGAUCAAGUACGGUGAUCUCUUGCCAGCGGACGGGAUCCUGAUCCAGGGCAAUGACCUGAAAAUAGACGAGAGCUCGCUGACUGGGGAGUCAGACCAAGUCAAGAAAUCCAUGGACAAAGACCCCAUGCUGCUCUCAGGUACCCACGUGAUGGAGGGCUCUGGCAGGAUGGUGGUGACUGCCGUGGGUAUCAACUCCCAGACAGGAAUCAUCUUCACUCUCUUGGGCGCGGGAGAAGGAGAUGAGGAGAAGAAAGUGAAGAAAGGUAAAAAAAGCGGAGCCCCCGAAAACCGCAACAAAGCUAAAACUCAGGAUGGUGUGGCCUUAGAAAUUCAGCCCCUGAAGAGCCAGGAAGGGGUGGAAAAUGAGGAGAAGGAGAAGAAGAAGGUGAAGGUGCCCAAGAAGGAGAAGUCUGUGCUGCAAGGGAAGCUCACACGCCUGGCGGUGCAGAUCGGGAAGGCAGGGCUGAUCAUGUCAGCCAUCACCGUCAUCAUCCUGGUGCUGUACUUCGUGAUCGACACGUUCGGGGUGCAGAAGCGGCCCUGGCUGGCCGAGUGCACCCCCAUCUACAUCCAGUACUUCGUCAAGUUCUUCAUCAUCGGGGUCACGGUGCUGGUGGUGGCCGUGCCCGAGGGGCUCCCGCUGGCCGUCACCAUCUCCCUGGCCUACUCCGUGAAGAAAAUGAUGAAGGACAACAACCUCGUGAGGCACUUGGACGCGUGCGAGACCAUGGGCAACGCCACGGCCAUCUGCUCGGACAAGACGGGCACGCUGACCAUGAACCGCAUGACCGUGGUGCAGGCCUACGUGGGGGACACCCACUACCGCCAGAUCCCCGACCCCGAAGCCAUCCUGCCCAAAAUCCUGGACCUCAUCGUCCACGGCGUCGCCAUCAACUCGGCCUACACGUCCAAGAUCCUGCCGCCCGAGAAGGAAGGGGGGCUGCCCCGGCAGGUGGGGAACAAGACGGAGUGUGCCCUGCUGGGCUUCGUGCUGGACCUGAAGCAGGAUUACCAGGCCGUGCGCAACGAGGUGCCCGAGGAGAAGCUCUACAAGGUCUACACCUUCAACUCCGUGCGCAAGUCCAUGAGCACGGUGCUGAAGAACAGCAACGGCGGCUUCCGCAUGUACAGCAAGGGCGCCUCCGAGAUCAUCCUCCGCAAGUGCACCAAGAUCCUGGACAAGAACGGCGACCCCCGAGUGUUCAAGGUGAAGGACCGGGACGAGAUGGUGAAGAAGGUGAUAGAGCCCAUGGCCUGCCACGGGCUGAGGACCAUCUGCCUGGCGUUCCGGGACUUCCCUGGGGACGCUGAGCCCGACUGGGACAGCGAGAACGAGAUCCUGUCUGACCUGACCUGCAUCGCCGUGGUGGGCAUCGAGGACCCUGUGCGGCCAGAGGUGCCAGAUGCCAUCCAGAAGUGCCAGCGUGCGGGGAUCACCGUCCGGAUGGUGACAGGGGACAACAUCAACACUGCCCGUGCCAUCGCCACCAAGUGUGGCAUCCUGCUGCCAGGGGAGGACUUCCUGUGCCUGGAGGGGAAGGAGUUCAACCGGCUCAUCCGCAACGAGAAGGGAGAGGUGGAACAGGAGCAGCUGGACAAGAUCUGGCCCAAGCUGCGGGUGCUCGCCCGCUCCUCCCCCACUGACAAGCACACUCUGGUGAAAGGAAUUAUCGACAGCACCGUUGGUGACCAGAGGCAGGUGGUGGCUGUGACCGGGGACGGGACCAACGAUGGCCCAGCCUUGAAGAAAGCAGAUGUUGGCUUUGCCAUGGGCAUCGCAGGCACGGACGUGGCCAAGGAGGCCUCGGACAUCAUCCUCACGGACGACAACUUCACCAGCAUCGUCAAGGCCGUCAUGUGGGGCCGCAACGUCUACGACAGCAUCUCCAAGUUCCUGCAGUUCCAGCUGACUGUGAACGUCGUGGCCGUCAUCGUGGCCUUCACGGGCGCCUGCAUCACCCAGGACUCCCCCCUGAAGGCUGUGCAGAUGCUGUGGGUGAACCUGAUCAUGGACACCUUCGCCUCCUUGGCCCUGGCCACAGAGCCCCCCUCUGAGUCCCUGCUGCUGCGCAAGCCCUACGGCCGCAACAAGCCGCUCAUCUCCCGCACCAUGAUGAAGAACAUCCUGGGCCACGCCGUGUACCAGCUCACCAUCAUCUUCACACUGCUCUUUGCAGGGGAGAAGUUCUUUGACAUCGACAGUGGCCGGAACGCGCCGCUGCACUCGCCGCCCACCGAGCACUACACCAUCGUCUUCAACACCUUCGUCAUGAUGCAGCUCUUCAACGAGAUCAACGCCCGCAAGAUCCACGGCGAGAGGAACGUCUUCGAGUCCAUCUACCGCAACCCCAUCUUCUGCACCGUGGUGCUGGGCACCUUUGCAGCCCAGAUCGUCAUCGUGGAGUUUGGUGGGAAGCCUUUCAGCUGCUCUGGGCUCACCCUGAGCCAGUGGUUCUGGUGUAUUUUUAUCGGAGUUGGGGAGCUCCUGUGGGGCCAGCUGAUCUGCACUGUCCCAACCAGCCACCUGAAGUUCCUGAAGGAAGCUGGGCACGGCAUCACCAAGGAGGAGAUCCCAGAGGAGGAGCUGCCUGAAGACGUGGACGAGAUCGACCACGCCGAGAUGGAGCUGCGGCGUGGGCAGAUCCUGUGGUUCAGGGGUCUCAACAGGAUACAGACACAGAUGGACGUAGUUUACACAUUCCAGACCGGCGCCUCCUCUUUGCAGGGAGCCCUCAGGAGACAGCCUUCCAUCGUGAGCCAGCACCACGAUAUCAAGGUGGUGAAUGCGUUCCGUAGCUCCCUGUACGAAGGCCUCGAGAAACCCGAAUCCAGAAGCUCCAUCCAUAACUUCAUGACUCACCCAGAGUUCAUCCUGGAGGAAGAUGAGCCUCGAACACCAUUCCUUGAUGGCGCUGAAGACGACCCCGAGACUGACGGGCUCCCGACGCGCGGCGGGGGCAGCCCGGGCGGGCCUCCAGCCCUGAACAGAAAUAACAAUGCAGUGGACAGCGAUCGAGCUGAGCUCUCCGUCCCGGAGCCCGAGAGCCCCUUCCACAGCCUGGAGACAUCGGUUUGACCUUAGAACUUGGAACCCCCCCCCUCCUCCUCCUCCUCCUCCUCCUCCUCCUCCUCCACCUCGGCCCCUCGCCCGGUGUGACGUCGGCACCAGUAACUGCUCACACCUCGUGUCAAACUGCUCAUACGUAUAUCAUUGGGGUGGGUUUUUUUCGGGGGGGGGGUAUUUGUUUUCCUUUGUUUCAUUUUGUUGGUUUUUUGGUGUUUUUUUUUUUUACCAUGAACCAGAGUGCCACGAUGCUGGGUGUUGGGGAGAGAGGCUAGGCCAAAAAAAUUGUGCCAUCUCCAUCCCUCGUUUUCUGUGGUACUCGCCCGGGUGAAGCAGCCAGGUUCUUUCCUCUCCAAGAGUUGGGCUCCAGGCGUCUCUGUCUGUUGGGGGUUUUCACUUUGCAAAAUGCAUGAUCAAAGGAAAUUCGAGUUGGUGUAGUCUUACGUGCCCACCCUCAGCCCGAGGGCUGGGCUGCACUUGUGACUUUUAUUUUAUUUGGGGGUUUUUUUUCCACUUGUGGUUUUUUGGGGUUUUCUUCUAACGUUGGGGUUUGUUCUUUGCUCGUGGGAUUUGCCCCCAGGAACUCUGCAGUGGGAAGUGGGGGCAGUCAGCACUCCAGUGUGAAAACUAAGAAAUAAAACAACAAAACCCAGCCAGGGGAAGGUGUUUACUCGCAGGUUGAGAGAUGUGCACCAGUCUUCCACCUUGAAAAAUGGUACCUGACCUUUCCAGCUCCUCCUCUGAGUGUCCACACACACUUUUCUCUCUCUGUUUCCAGAUUGGUAGAUGAGGAAUGAAGGUGACUUGGCUGUAACUUUGCUGGAUGGAAAAGAUUCUGAUUUUUCCACUAAGGUGGAGGUGAACUGGCAGUGAAAAGGUGGUGGGGGAAAAAAAACCCCCACGGUUGUGAGAAAUGUGGCUCCUUCCUGGGGAAUCUUAAGAGAGGCCUCUCUGCUGCUCUUGAUCAGGUGUGAAACUCUUGGUGAGAGCUUUGCCAGGGUUUUGUGGCUCCUGCCAUCGAGAGCAGAGGGAUUUUUGCCUAUUCUGGCUUUUCUGUGCUGUUGGGUUAAAUAAUCCUUCAGCCUUGGAGCAGCAGCUCCAGUGAACUGCUGAGGAACCUCAGAGCUGUGCCCACCCAAAGCUUUACCAGGCUGAACAGAGAGCAGGCAUCGGGGCACUGAGGGCACAGUGGGCCAACUCCCAGGUCAUGGAAGGGAUGAAUUAGGUUGUCUCGUUAUCCCAUGGAAGGGGGGGAGGCUCCAUGGCCAGUGGAGGACCUUUGGCUUCCUGGAGCUGCUUUGCCAGAGGAGGUGGCAGUUGCUUGGUUGGCUGCAGACCUUCCAGAGAAGGUGCUGCUGGAGGCUCAGCCUCACUUGCUGCUUUUCUGGAGGUCAUCUCUUCACCCUGUGUCCUGCCUCACCUCCACCUCUUGGAACCUUUUAGGGAGAGUCCUGUUUUUUGGAGCAGAGGCCCCGGUUGGCUCCAAACUGCCCCUCUGGUGAUCCAUGGCCCUGAGCAGGAGGCAGGAUUUGCUUUGCUUGAGUCCCUUCCCCAGGGUUGUGGCCCCGGGCAGGCAGGGCUGGAGGAAGCUCUGCUGCCUUCCUUCCCUCCUUCAUCCCAGAGGAAGCUCUGCUGCCUUCCUUCCCUCCUUCAUCCCGGAGGAAACUCUGCUGCCUUCCUUCCUUCCUUCAUCCCAGAGGAAGCUCUGCUGCCUUCCUUCCCUCCUUCAUCCCAGAGGAAGCAGAGAGAACCUGGUUGUAACUGGCUGUACAACAUCAUCUUUGCCCAGCUCCACCCCUGGGAGCAGCAGGGUUUUAGGGACAAGGGUGGGCUGGGCUGGUUUCUUCUUUCCUUUCCUUUCAGAACGCACAGCAGAAUCUCCCGUGCCUUCUCCGAGCACUGCCUGCAGCACCUCCUGCCACGCCAGGGCCCAGUACUUUGCCAAGAAAUAAGUGUUCCUUAAACCACAACACAAACCAAGUGUCUUUGUUUUGUUUCCAGCCCAGCCCCGACCCCGUCCCUUCCUCGGGGUGGGAGGAGGGAAGGAUGAGCCGCCCCAUUCCUGCCCCAGGUAGCUGAGGAAAGGUCCUUCUCCCACCCCUGGUGCCUGGGUGCUGGUGAGGGGUGAAGGUUGGGCUCUACACUGCCAACAGCCAGAAGAAAUUGCCACCACUGCCCAUCCCAAAUUCAGUGUCAACCCCCUCCCUGCCCAUCGCUGCCCUCCCCUCCCCAAAACCCACCGUGGGCAGGACCUUUGGGGGGGGAGAGUGCGGGUGGUUCUUGGGUUAAACACGAGUUGGUGACAGGAAAGACCGAAAAGGGGAGGGGAGGGUGGUUGUGGGGGUUUGGUUCUGUGCUAAAAGGUGACAUUGCUUAAAAACAAACAAACAAAAAAAAAAACAACAAAAAAAAAAAGAUUCACUUUUUUCUAUUUUAAAUACUCGCAAAAAAAAAAAAUACACAAAAAAAAAACCAAGGUGAAAAUAUGGUGUUCUUACAAGCUUACAUAAAUAUUUAUUAAAUACUUUUUUUGGGGGGGGGGAUGCACCGAUUUAUUUUGUUGGUUUUUUUUUUCUUUUGAUAUUUUUUUAAUACCUCAGACCUGUUUAAAAAAUAAAUAAAAAAAAAAAGACUUCAACCAACCAAAAGCCAAGUUUGGAGGCUCUCAAAGUCACUCCCAGAAAUCUGUGACUGGCAGGUUGCCACAAGGGUCUGGUCGUUCUUUAGUUGCUCUAUUUUUGUCGUUCUAGUUUUCCAUAUUUAGGAGGGGGAGAAAUAAUUAUAUAUAAAUAUUAUGCAAAAAAAAAAAAAUAAUCUAGUUUUCUUUAGAUCAGAAACUGAUAUUUUUACGUCAGCCAUAUGUAUUUUGUUUAAAGAGAAGUAAAUAAAUAACUCUUGAGUCCCGGCGCGACUGUGUGACGGCAGGUCCAAGGGACAGGUAAUUAAUUCCGUGGAUUAAUUAAUUCAGCCAUCGGAUGCCAGUCAGCUUCCUUUUCUCUGAGCAGCCAUCUUUCUACUAGACGUUAGUUGGGUGACACAAAUGGGGUUUUUUUAUAUAUAUAUAUAUAUAUAAAUUAUGUUGGUAUGGCUGGUUGCUUCAAGUAUAAGCGUUUCUUGUGCGUACAAAUUUCCUGUAAAGUAUUUGGGGGUUUAUUUUUUUUGUUUUUUUUUUUUUUUUUUAGUUUCAGUGAUAUACUGGCAGCAGCUGACUCUUGGCUUAAGUUAUUGAGGACAUUACAAAAGAUUUGGGGGAGAUUGGUGCUCCAAAAGGCAUGGUCGGCGGCACGAACUUUUGGGGACUCUCUGCAACAUGCCUUGACUAGGGGGAGAUAUAUAUAAAUAUAUAUAUAUAUAUUAUUAUUAAUUUUUUUUUUUUGCUUUGUUUGAACUGCCACAAGUGUGCACGGGGGACAGUGCCCGACAGGAACCGAAGUCAUACCCUGUGAUCCGUGUUAACUUGCCUUGGAAUGCUUUGUUAUUAAAACACUCUGAACAUAAUUUUGCAUCCAGUUCUUGAUCCCAGGAGGGUCUCUGGUGGUGGAUUUUUAUUUUUAUUUUUUUUCUGUGGAAUAAAUUGGCGGAUUGGUACCAAAGACAUCCCACCACGCCCUUUGUGUGCGUUGCUGACCAGGCAGCUUCUGAGGCGUUUGCGUUCUGGGCUGAGGUUUCCUUUCUGGUUUGCACAGGGGAGGUUUUUAACUUCGUUUUCAAAGGUUUCGUGCAAUAAACUUCGAGGGAAAUUUCGGAAACAAUCUCAAGAAGGAAAAAAACUAAACCAAAUUUUAGCAUGGGCGACCUUUGGCUUUUCCCCCCCCGGUGAGGAGUCGAUGGCCCGGAGUGCUCAGCCCCAGCUGCUAGGGGGGCACAAUGGGAGUGACUGGAAAAACCCCAUCCCAAAUCCAGGGAGGGCAUCUCCAAGGUGCCAUGGCCGAGUCCUGCUGCUCUCCACGGCUGCAGGGACCACAGCAAAGUCCCUGGAAGCUUUUGUGGGAGGGCACCUGUAGCUGCAUCGUGUCCUGCUCUGUCCUGCUCCUACGAGCUCAUGGACGUGGAUCCCUAAAACACCCCCCCUGCACUCCCAGCUCUCCCCUUGGAGCACAGGGAUGUGGGGGUACCUCUGUCCUGGACCUGCCCCAAACAGAACCACCCAACCAGGUGGGUUUUAGCCCCUGGUUCUUCCUCUUCCAGCAUCUCCCCCUGCUGAGCUCUGCUCUCCUCCCACUCACCAAAGGCCCCGAUUUUCAUCCAGCAAAGCCCAUGGCUAAAACUGCCUUUAGUUUAUUUCCUCCCCUUCAAUAAAUAUAUAUAUAUACAGUAUGAAAUCAACAUUUAUGUGUGUGUAUAUAUAUUUAUCCCGCGCUCUCACAACAAAACUUUCCUUUGAAGAGGGCACGCAGAGCCGAGUUUUUCUUUUCCAGUAACUAAGUAUAAUAAGCACUGGUAUUUUUGUAUAAAAACGGGAGAAAAAAAUAAAAUACAAAACAGAAGACUGAAUAUUAUGUGGUAUGCAUGACAUUAAACAACAACAACAAAAAAAAAUGGUGGUUUCAAAGCAAUAUGUACCCUGGUGUGUUUGCCAUAUCCUACAGUCCAGCUUAAAGUGCACCUGAUCUGUAUUGCAUUUUGAUAUUAAUCUCUAUGUACAAUGUUUUGCAUGUAAUUUAUAUGGUUCUUGGGAGAAAAAAAAAAAAGAAUCUGAAUGAAUUGUCAGUUGGCUUCUUCUGAGCAAACAGAGUCCAAGCAGAGCUAAUACUCCAAGUGGAAGCAGCAGAGUGGUUGAGGGGUGGGAAAAGGGGGUACAUAGUUCAAAAGCAGGCGUGCUGGGGGAGAAGGGGGAUGGUUUGGAAUCAAUAAAGCUUUGGCUGUUGAGCAGAAACAAUGCACGAGUGCAUCCAGAGAAUAAACUGUGCCCACGUGUAACUGUGA